AUGUCGACAGCACAAAAUGGUGAUUACUUAUCAUUCGGGGAUAAAAAUUACGGAUUAGGUACAGUUUUAAAUUGGGACGAACAUAAUCAAAGAGUUCUGAAAGGAGAUAUAAUUGGCAUAACCGAUAAUAACACUUCUAUAACAAAAAACUGUAUCGUCAAAGUCAACCAGACUUCUUGCAACGAUUUCAGUGAUACCACGGACCAACUUCAGCAUCGGGCUCGUCAUAUAAACUACUGGAAAGCUGAAUUAGAAAGAGCUAUAAGAGAUAUAGAUGCAGAAAUAAACGUUUUAGAAGCUCAAAGGCAGCAAGUGAAAAAUGCGAUGGACACACUGAAAAUACCACACUACAUAACUGAAGAAUGCUUGGAUUUGAGACGCAACAGGAUGCAAUCAGAUCUUAUUUACGAUGAACCACAAGAGCAGCUGUUCACAGAGUCCGCUCUCAUUGAGAAUGUCGGAAAAUUACACCGUGAAAUGCUGAGGGACAUUGAGAGUCAAUUGAAAAUGAACAUCGCUGCGAAGGACGCGUUAGAGAACGAUUGGAGUAACAAAUAUUUAGCAUUCAAAUAUGAGAGCAAUAACGCAGAUUUGGAGACUAAAGCGGAGAACGUGAAAGAUUCGGCUGGAGCGACCAGAUUAUCUGAAGGGCAAUCUAACGUCCAAUCUUGGGAACAGUAUACUGUAAAUUCCUUGUCACAGUUCAAACAUUCUAUAGAUAGGUCAAAGGAACUUAGAGCUAAAGUAGAAGCAGUUCUUAUAAAUACUGCUAGAGAUUUGCGUACACAGGACAUUAAGGUGAAUAAAGCUCUCAGCGAGAGGAUCGCUCGAAUGGAACAAGUGAAAAUCGAUCUAGAGGAUCAGUUACGUUUGACGUUGGAGAAGAUUGUUGAGACCGAAAACAUUUUAGAGAUGUUGCACGAGGAAAUGCUCAAGGUCUCGCAGCGCCUACAAGUAGCGCAAACGCGAUUGAAUACUAAGAACUGCAGACCGAACGUUGAAAAUUGUAGGGAAGGCUCUUUGAUAGGCCUGAUCGAAGAAGUGAGGGAUCUGAAUGACAGUAUGAGCUUGCUGCAGAAAAGAUCUUUGGAAACAGAGAAGUUGAGGGCUGAUUUGAUACACGAAAGGUCGAUUUUGGAGAAUGAAAUUACAGUGAAAAAGAAGACAUUGUUUAUCGACAACGAACACUGUCUGUUUUUGAGAUCACACUAUCAGUCUGCUGAAAAACUAUGCGGUUAUUGA
Molecule: messenger RNA, 1242 nt
Organism: Diatraea saccharalis (sugarcane borer)
Lineage: Eukaryota; Metazoa; Arthropoda; Insecta; Lepidoptera; Crambidae
Source: the annotation of a GenBank genome assembly